Molecule: messenger RNA, 1928 nt
Organism: Daktulosphaira vitifoliae (grape phylloxera)
Lineage: Eukaryota; Metazoa; Arthropoda; Insecta; Hemiptera; Phylloxeridae
Exons: 3
Coding region: 95-862 (255 amino acids)
Source: RefSeq, a predicted model, not a curated record
GUUAAAAUUAAAUUAUUUCGUUAAAUUUACACAUAUAAUAUAAUUAGAUUUUUAAUAAUUAAAGCUGUAUCGAUGUAAACCUGAUAUUAAGAAUAUGUCAAAAAAACCAUUUGUAUCUCUGUCAACAAGACACAGAAGACGAUUGGUUUCUAAUCUUUGUGAGGAUAAAACGAGAGAUGAUGAUGUUGAAAUGGGAAAUGAAUGUAGGAUUGACAUAGAAAAGAUACAACAAUACUUAGUUCUUGAACAGUUUGAUAACGCUAAUACUCAAAAUAAAAACUCAGAAAGCAUUUUUACAAGUAAUCAAGAUAUUGAAGAACAGAAUGAUCAGUUAGUAGAAUUGUCUGAAAAAAGCCACAAUUUUAAACAAAAAAUUUCCAAAUGGGCAGUUGAAGAAAGAAUUAAUAUGUCUUCACUUGAUCGAUUGUUAAAAAUACUUAAAACACAUGAUUGUCAUAAAGAUUUACCAUCAUGUGCUAGAACACUACUUGAAACACCAAAGUUUACUGUCACAAAAAAUGUUCCUGGUGGAAUUUAUUGGCAUUAUGGGUUAAAAAAUGGUAUAUUAGAUUUUUUAAGAAAAGCAAAGUCAUUCCACCUUCAAGAUAAUACCACCAUUCAACUAAUGGUUCAUCUAGAUGGCCUUCCUGUCAGUAAAUCAUCGACUAAUCAAUUAUGGCCUAUAUUGGGUUCUUUUUUCAAAAUCAACUAUGUUUUCAUAAUCGGCCUCUAUCAUAGCUUAAAUGUAAAACCACAAGAAGUUAAUUCUUUUUUAGAUGAUUUUGUAACAGAAGUGAAUGAAUUAUCACAACAUGGUAUAAGGUAUGAAAAUAAAGUAUUGCCCUUUGAAUUAAAAAUGUAAUGUGCUGAUGCGCCUGCUAAAGCAUUAAUAUUACAAAUCAAAGGACAUUCAGGCUACAGUAGUUGCACUAAAUGCAAUGUAUCUGGUCAUCAUUGUGAACGACGUAUUUGUUUCCCCAAUGUUAUUGGAGAAAAACGUACUGAUCAACAAUUUUUAGAUAAAGUUGAUCAAAAUUACCAUUUAGGCAUUAGUCCACUAACCAAAAUUUCAAAUUUUGGUUUAGUAUCUCAAGUGCCUAUUGAUUAUCAACAUGCUGUAUGUCUGGGUGUAUGUAAAAAACUUCUCACUUUAUGGUUUCAAGAUGAACUUAAAUUCAGAGUACCAUUUGCCAAGCGCUCUUUAAUGUCAUCCAUGUUACUUGAUGAUAUUCGUCCUUUUGUUCCAAGAGAAUUCCAGCGUAAACCUCGAGCUCUCACAUAUUUUAAUCAGUUUAAAGCUACUGAACUAAGAAACCUAUUGUUAUAUACAGGAGUAAUAAUUUUCAAAAAUUGUGUUAAUGAUGAUAUUUAUAACAAUUUUUGCUUAUUGCAUGUUGCCAUGACCAUACUAUGCUCACCUACCUAUUGCAUCAGUAAAAAUAAUAUAAAGUAUGCACAAAAUUUGCUUCAAUACUUUGUCACUACUUUUAAAAAUAUAUAUGGUCCACAUCGUGUCAGUCAUAAUUUCCAUAGUCUACUCCACAUAUGUGAUGAUGUUGUAAAUUUUGGAGCAUUAGAUAAUUUUAGCUAUUUCAAAUUUGAAAACUAUAUGACAAAAAUAAAAGGAUUAUUACAUAAAUAUGACCAACCUUUACAACAAAUUGCAAGAAGGUUGCAUGAAGAAUAUUUACAUAGUACUGAUAAGUCUUUUUAUGAAAAAAAAAAAACUAAAUUUAGCAAUCCUUACUCUGAUGGUCCUUUAUUAGAAUUUUGUAGUAAACCCUGUUUUCAAAAAAUAAAAUUUAAUGAUUUUAUUUUAAUUGCUGGCAAUAGAAAAGAUAACUGUUGUAGACUUGAUCAUAAUUCAAUAGUAAUAAUUGAAAACUUUGCAUUCCAUUCAAAGUUGAAUUUUCAUGUGGUUAUUGGAC